AGCGCCGGAAGCAUCUCUCCGCGCAGGAGCCACAAACCGCACGUCUGCAGGGCACCGACACCUUAGCCCUUUCGCGACGUGCGUCCAACCCGGAAGCUCAACCCCACCGUUAUAUCACUUCCUGCAGCCUUCCGCGCCCUGGCACGCCCAGCCUUGCCAGCUCGGAUCCCGAGGUGCGGCAGGCAGGAUGCGCCGGGCAGAGUCGCGGCCGCGGAGCGCGUGAAGAGUGGCAAGUAGCUCCCGGGCACGGCGUCCGAGAGAGCCUACCCAGUCUUCUCCGCCGGCGGCCCCGGGCUCGGGGCGCGCGCUGGCCUUCCCCAAUGAUCCAGAAGCCGCGCGCGGCGCUGCUGCCGCCUCAGGAUGUGGGAGACGGCGUGGAAACGCUCAUGGUGCACCCGGUGAUCAAAGCCUUUCUGUGUGGCUCCAUCAGUGGGACCUGUUCUACCCUCCUUUUCCAACCCCUGGAUCUCCUCAAAACACGCCUGCAGACCCUCCAGCCCUCAGCCCAUGGAUCCAGGCGUGUUGGAAUGUUGGCUAUGCUCUCGAUGGUGGUUCGCACGGAGAGUCUUUUCGGCCUUUGGAAGGGGAUGUCCCCUUCCAUUGCGAGGUGCAUCCCCGGUAUCGGGGUCUACUUUGGCACGCUCUACUCUUUGAAGCAGUACUUCCUGCAAGGCCACCCCCCCACUUGCCUGGAGUCGGUCCUCCUGGGGAUGGUUUCUCGCUCAGUUGCAGGGGUCUGCGUGUCACCUAUCACUGUGAUCAAGACACGUUAUGAGAGCGGGAGAUUUGGCUAUGAAAGCAUCUACGCAGCUCUGAGGAGCAUCUACUGCAGCGAGGGGCACCGGGGCCUCUUCAGUGGCCUGACAGCUACACUCCUUCGUGACGCACCCUUUUCUGGAAUCUACCUGAUGUUUUACAACCAGACAAGAAGCAUCAUGCCCCAUGACCAGUUGGAUGCAGUCCUUAUUCCCAUUGUAAAUUUCAGCUGUGGGAUAUUUGCUGGCAUUCUGGCUUCACUGGUAACUCAGCCUGCAGAUGUUAUCAAAACUCAUAUGCAGCUCUCCCCAGUGAAAUCUUGGUGGAUCGGCCAGGUGGUGACACUCAUUUUCAAAGACUAUGGGCUGCGAGGGUUCUUCCAAGGUGGGGUCCCCCGGGUCCUGCGCAGAACUCUGAUGGCAGCCAUGGCAUGGACAGUCUAUGAAGAGAUGAUGGCCAAGAUGGGCCUGAAGUCCUGACAGAGAGGGGACCGGGAGAGAUGGGGUCUGUUGCACUGUCUGGUGUGCCCAGGGCUGCAUCUCCAUCCUAAAGUGGGUGAAGUCCUACCUGGAGUGCCUGGCUGAUGGGUCACCCUAGUUACCCAAUGCAGGUAGACAAUAAACAGGUGCAGCGCAAGCCUCAGAACUUCGCAGCAGAGGAGUCACCGCACAAGCAGCACACUGGGAGUUAGGCAGUCUGCCUGCUCUGCAAAGCUACUUGAAAAGGCAUUUCCAGAGAGGGCUCUGCCAGCCACCGACUACAUCACAGGGCCCCUUUGGGCCUGCUCUUAGGCAAGGAUUCGUCCAGCCACUGAAGCCAUGGCCUGCCCGCCGUGGCUGAGGCAUUCCAGCUGGGGGGCUGGGUCUGCAGGGACAGCAGUCACUCUCCCCAGGCCGAUGUCUGUGCUGAGGUGAUGUUAGGAUAAGGAAGAAAAAAUGUUACAUGUUUAGCUCCUAGUCACCUUUUCAGAGGCUCUGAAGAAGGGGGACAGUGGCUUCCUAGCCUCUAAGUGUCCAAAUAAGUUUUUGAUCUUGGCCCCUGCACUGUUUCAACUCUUAAGAUGUUCUUGCAUUUUUCAGGAGCUAAAGUUUAGGUGAAUAAAAUAAAGCACUUUAUCUUGAAAACUGGAAAACCUAAACAGUGUCCUUCCUGUAUUCUAAAAUAACAAAAUAGUCUAAGGUGGCUGGCUCUUGACCCUGUGUGAUCCUAAAACCUAAACAAUUUUAAACAGCUUUAUUUCACAUAUAUAAUUCACCAAUUACAAAAAUACAAUUAAGUGAUUUUUAGGAAUUUCACCAAGUGGUGCAACCAUCACCGUAAAUCAGUUUUAGAACACAUUUAUCCUCCAAGAUCUCUCAUUUAUAAUCCUCAUUCUGAGCCCCAUUCUCAAACAGCUACCGAUCUGCCCUCUAUGUAUUUGCUUUUUCUGGACACGUCAUAGAAAUGGAGUCAUACAGGAUGGGGUCUCAUGUCUGGCUUCUGCUCAGCAUGUUUCUGAGGUUCCUCUGUGAUGUAGCAGGUUUAACACUGUUUUCAUGGCUGAAUAAUAUACUGUCAUAUGCCUAUGCCAGAUGCUAUUUAUCCAUACUCAAUAGUUUACAAAUAUUUAAGUUGUUUCCACUAUUUUCUUAGGAAUAAUACCACUGUGAAUGCUCAA
Manis javanica (Malayan pangolin) is the source of this 2413-nucleotide messenger RNA. RefSeq names its product solute carrier family 25 member 38 (gene SLC25A38). NCBI's taxonomy places the organism in Eukaryota, Metazoa, Chordata, Mammalia, Pholidota, Manidae. Gene Ontology annotation, cellular component: mitochondrion; mitochondrial inner membrane. Gene Ontology annotation, biological process: glycine import into mitochondrion. The record is from RefSeq and is a predicted model, not a curated record. Gene Ontology annotation, molecular function: glycine transmembrane transporter activity.